Molecule: messenger RNA, 2930 nt
Organism: Scomber scombrus (Atlantic mackerel)
Lineage: Eukaryota; Metazoa; Chordata; Actinopteri; Scombriformes; Scombridae
Gene: ptdss1a
Product: phosphatidylserine synthase 1a
Exons: 13
Coding region: 1-1407 (468 amino acids)
Biological process (GO): phosphatidylserine biosynthetic process
Molecular function (GO): L-serine-phosphatidylethanolamine phosphatidyltransferase activity
Source: RefSeq, a predicted model, not a curated record
AUGGCGUCCGUGUAUAGCGGGUCCCAUACCUUGAGCAAAGAUGAUGUGAAUUACAGGAUGCAUUUCCGAAUGAUAAACGAGCAGCAGGUUGAAGAUAUCACCAUAGAGUUUUUCUACAGGCCCCACACGAUAACGCUGCUGACAUGCACCGUUCUCAGUUUGAUGUAUUUCGCCUUCACAAGAGAUGAUGGACAUCCUGACAAUAAUAUCUGGGUGGGGCUCAUCCUGGUCAUCUCCUUUUUCCUCAUCAUCAGUGUUUUGGCAUUUCCAAAUGGUCCAUUCACCAGACCACAUCCAGCAAUAUGGCGAAUAGUUUUUGGUCUGAGUGUCCUCUACUUCCUCUUCCUGGUCUUCAUCAUCUUCCUGAACUGGCAGCAGGUAAAGCAGCUAAUGUACUGGUUGGACUCGAAUCUGCGCUAUGCCAAGAGAGAGGCGGACAUAAUGGAAUAUGCUGUGAACUGCCAUGUCAUCACCUGGGAGAGAAUCCUAAGCCAUUUCGACAUUUUUGCAUUCAGCCAUUUUUGGGGUUGGGGUAUGAAAGCCCUGCUCAUUCGAAGCUACGGCCUCUGCUGGACCAUCAGUAUUACCUGGGAGCUGACUGAGCUAUUCUUCAUGCAUCUGCUGCCUAACUUUGCUGAGUGCUGGUGGGACCAGGUGAUUCUGGAUAUCCUGCUGUGUAAUGGAGGUGGCAUCUGGCUUGGCAUGACUGUUUGCCGCUUUUUGGAGAUGAGGACCUACCACUGGGCCAGUAUUAAGGACAUCCACACCACCACAGGGAAGAUCAAACGAGCUGCGUUACAGUUUACCCCAGCUAGUUGGACCUAUGUACGCUGGCUUGACCCCAAGUCUUCCCUGCAGCGAGUGGCAGGCGUCUAUCUCUUCAUGAUCAUCUGGCAGCUAACAGAAUUGAACACCUUCUUCCUCAAACACAUUUUUAUCUUCCCUGCGAGCCACGCUCUUAGCUGGUGUAGGAUCCUGUUCAUUGGUAUCAUCACAGCUCCAACAGUGAGGCAGUAUUACGCGUACCUUACAGACACACAGUGCAAGAGAGUUGGGACCCAGUGCUGGGUGUUUGGAGCGAUAGCCUUUCUGGAGGCCUUGGCAUGUAUAAAGUUUGGACAGGACUUGUUCUCAAAAACACAGAUCCUCUAUGUGAUCCUCUGGCUGGUGUGCUUGGCCUUCAUCACAUUCCUGUGCUUAUAUGGAAUGGUUUGGUAUGCUGAAAAUUACGGUCCAAGAGAUAAGAGCUUCUCAGAAUGUGAUGACAGUAAUUACAUAGACUCUGCUGACCACCUUUCAGAAGGAUUUAAAGGAGAGACAGAGGUGGACGACGACAGUCCUAUAACCAGACGGAGAGGAAAGGGCUCAGGAAAGACCCAAUCCAUCAAUGGCCUGGACAGCCAGUAGGAAUCGGAGCCAGAGGCUGAUGAGCGACUCCUGAACUCACUCAGAGGAGCCGGGUGUGAAGGAUCACAGGUUGGAUAAAGGGAGGUAAAAAAAAACAAAACAAGACCAUUCCCUGGUGUAAUUGUGAAGUCUAGAAAUCCCCCCAACUACAGUAGAGGGAGUGGAGACAGGAGAGACUGUGUGUGGUGGAUGAAUAGCUCCAUACAGGGUUUAUUAGGAGGGCACAGAAGGCUUGGACUACAGUGAUGCACACAAAAAUGUGUGCUGUAGUCAUAAAAGCUCCUAAACCACUGAUUGCAGGUUUCUUUGUGUGAAAGAGAACGAGAAGACGAGUCGUAUUUUUGUGUGUGUGUUAGAAAGAAAUGGCAAUAAAGAACUGCCGAUUCUAGAUUUGACUGCAUGAUCAUAGUAGCUGAUAAACUAUAAUUUACAAACAUUUAUCCUAUGAUACACUAUAUCAUUGAUGGCUAAUGUGCAUUUGACUGGUUUACACCAGCCUUAACUACAUUAUGUUGGUUCAAGACAUAUAUAGAAAGCCAUUAUGUAGAAUUUAUCACAUUACUUUGAGCCUCUAUGUCUAUAGCAUAGAAAUGCUUAAGUCUUUUUUUAAUAAGUAUCUUGUCAUCUAUUGUCUGUUUACAUCACAUAGACGUUCACGCUGUUUAAUGUUUAUAACUUGAAUGUGAGCAGGAUUUCAAUGCAAGGCGGCUUUAGCUGGGGAGGAUAAUUGACUGAGGUAUUGUGUUUGACCUGGAACAAAGCAAAGCACACCGUUAAAGCACUUUUCAGAAUGUCUUCUUGGAAAUACUGUACAUUUGUAAUGUUUUGAGUAUUUUGUGAAUCAUUGUGACCUUGAGUGAUUUUAUUCUCCCUGUCCAUAUGUGGCUGCUAUCUUUUUUUUUUCUUUUUUUUUUCUUGUUUACUGUACUGAUAAUGGAGGGCAAUUAUUCAGAUUCUUGCAUGUGUUGUAAGGCUCUACCUGUCUGCGUGCGGGUGACUUUGUUUUACUGCCGACCUUCUUGUUAUUGCAUAUAUUGCAUCUGCAUGUGUGUCAAAUCAAGUGUUUUUAGUAAGAAAAUGUAGUCAAAGGAUUGUUGUAUUACACCACACACCAGGGCAAUAGUAUUGUCACUUUUUGUCUUUCACUGUCAUUGUAACAUUUUAAUUCACCCUUGUGCCUGUAUGCAUGUUCUUCUUUUUUUAAUUACUAACUUUUCUCAGUUUGUAUGAAGACACCAUUUUGAGCUUUUGUGUGUAAUUCUUCUGCUCUGGAGUGCUUUAUUAAAGGUUUAUUUUAAUUUGCUCUGUCAAUAUCAUCUCAGUACAGAUAUAUCCCUCAUAAUCCUUGACAAUCCAGACGUUGACCUCUGUGGAAUGGACCAGGCUGUCAUGGUAGACACUAUAAAUGGUACAUUGUCUCUGGAUUUAGACGUAAUUUGCCAAAACAAGUCUGCUGAACAUUUCUUGUGCUGUUAUUUUUCACUGUGAAAUAAUGAAACAUAUUAAAAUGUUUUACAUUUCCU